Messenger RNA from Mesorhabditis belari, 693 nucleotides. NCBI's taxonomy places the organism in Eukaryota, Metazoa, Nematoda, Chromadorea, Rhabditida, Rhabditidae. The record is from the annotation of a GenBank genome assembly.
AUGUGGUUGGGAGCCAAUUUCUCUCUCAUUUGGGCAUUUGAACAAGAUUUUGUCCUUCUCGAGAAUCCAAUUGAUAUCCCAUCGGAUUUGUCGGUCAAGGUACGCGACAUACUUCGAUCUGCACAGCUAUUGGUAUUAGCCUUGAGUGCAAUAGUGGCUCCUUUCGGCAUUUAUCAUGCUCUUUUAAAUGCCCACCUCACACUGCCAGUCAGAUUACUGGCGGCUAGCGAGAAUCUCAACAAGUUUUUCUACGCUAUCGUCUUUCUCAUUUACAACUUCUGCGCAUUUCGAGUGGGAAAUAUUAAAUGCUCACAAGCCUAUUUCGAUUUCGCGUUUCCGCUUUACAAAAAAUUUUUGCCGACUUACCUAACACUCGACAUUGCUCAAUACAGUCAAUUGGGAAUAUCAUUGAGACGUGGAAGCGUUUCUCGAGCUGAGGCACUUCUCAUGGUUCAGAUGAUCACUAACUCCUCAAUCGUUCUCGCGAAUUCUCUUUUCUUCUAUUCAGCCUGUAUCCUCAUCAAUUUCUUCUUUACCGGAAAUUUGUUGCUUGUUAUUCUUGAAUUGCUAACUUUACAUCAAUUUCUUCUUUAUAAUCUCUUAGCGAGUUUAAUUUCUGUCUAUUGCUUCAAGAAGCCGAAAGAGAAAUGGGAGGAGGGAGAACGGACAAUCGUUGUCGAAUCAUAUAAACAU